This is a messenger RNA of Pecten maximus, 2256 nucleotides long. Its product is annotated as solute carrier family 22 member 6-A-like. Gene Ontology annotation, cellular component: membrane. Gene Ontology annotation, molecular function: transmembrane transporter activity. Lineage: Eukaryota; Metazoa; Mollusca; Bivalvia; Pectinida; Pectinidae. Gene Ontology annotation, biological process: transmembrane transport. The record is from RefSeq and is a predicted model, not a curated record. The transcript has 12 exons. Bases 1 to 1698 code for a protein of 565 amino acids.
AUGAAUGUUUUCAAACCAGGCUUCUGGACAACAACUAUGACCUUAAACGAAGAACAUGUUGACCUGGAUGAUGUUUGGCGAAAGUUGGGGAUCCGUGGAAAGUAUCAGCUGGUUCAGGCCGGUCUGCUCCUGCUUACUUUACUCCCGGAAGCUAUACAACUCAUUGUUGUUGUUUUUAUAGGAUACCGUCCGUCAUACCAGUGUGCAAAUGUGUCUUCUACUGACGUGUUACCUUACACCGGACAAUACAGUAACACAAGUGUUGAUAUAUCCUACCACGAGUGUCGGGUCGACUUGGCCUUUAAUGAUACCAAUACGACGAUUCUGUCUUUGACGCCAUGUCCAGCCGGAUAUACCUAUAGUCUAGAGAAGGACCGGACGUUCGUUACAGAGGUUAUACACAUUAAUGCCUAUGUACAAUAUGACCUGGUCUGUGGCGGGGCCGAGCGAGCAGAACUAUCACAGACCUUGUUAAUAGUUGGCCAAAUGGUCGGUGCCGCCAUUUUGCCUCAGUGUUCGGAUAGGUUCGGGAGGAAACCUAUUCUUGUCUGCUCUAAUAUCGCCUUACUCGUAGCAGGAUUAGGUGGAUGUUUCCUGCCAACUUUUACUGGAUUCGCAAUAAUGAGGUUUAUCAUUGGAAUCUUCCAACAAGGACUCGCUAUGGUAAUGCCUGCCAUGAUGCUGGAACUAUUUCCAGCGGAAGUACGAUAUAUGGUAGAAGUUGCUUCGUUGACUACAUGGACCUCAUCCAUGGUCGUGGUGACACCUGUAGCUUACUUUCUCAAAGAUGUCUCCUGGCGUUAUCUGUACCUCGUUCUCACGCUCACCUCUGCAUUCAGUAUCUUUGGAUAUUGGAUAUACAACGAAUCCGUCCGAUGGCUUCUUGCAAAUGGAAAAACCGAAGAGGCAAAGAAGAUCCUACGAAAGGCUGCGAAGAUGAAUAAUGUCGACGAAAAACAAAUUAUGGACAUAGUGGAUAAGGUUAUAGCAGUCGAAUUGAAUGCGAAAGAAGGUGAUGAUAUCGAUGAGAAAACCAACAUGAUGCCGGAGGAACCAAUCAACGACAAGAGAACGAAGAACAAAUUACCGAAAUACACCAUAUUUACGUUGUUUAAAAAACGGCGAAUAGCAAUGGUAACAACAAUAAUGAUAAUCGUUUGGACGGUGGACAGCCUGACUUACUAUGGACUGAUCCUGUCUUCAGCUUCUCUGCCUGUCAACAGAUAUCUCAGCUUCUUUUUACUGACCAUCGCCGAGUAUCCUGUCGUGUUGUUCGAAUUUACACUGAUGAAUCGAAUAGGACGGAAGCGGUUUAGCAUCAUGUUCCACGCCAUAGCAGCUAUUUCUUUGUUAGCAGGGACAGUGGCGAAUUAUUUCUCGGACAUGCCUGGAGCUAAUAUUGCGAUCAUGAUAUUCUUUUUCCUUGGAAAGCUCGGAAUAACCGGAUCGUUCAGCUGCUUAUUUCUCUUUACACCGGAGAUUUACCCGACCAACCUCAGGACGAUUGGCAUGGGUCUUCCGUCCGCGGCGGGGAGGAUAGGGGGUAUGCUGGCACCAUUUGCAGGCCCUCUGGCUGAGCAGGUUAAAUGGGCACCUGGUGCCAUAUUUGGCGGUCUGUGUGUCAUCGUUACCUUGGUACUUCCGCUCCUUCCAGAGACGAUGGGACAUGAGCUUCCGACCCAGGGUAGAGGACCUUGAGGAAUGGUACAGAGCUCACAGUGGUACUAAACGAACGAAACGUAAUCACUAGGAUGAUGUAUGUUUAAGUGUAACUAGGUAUGAAAGUUUAGUAGUAAAUAUAUAUGCCUGAAGGUAUGUCAACACAUUCGCCGUAAACAUGGGAUAAAAAUCUCAAAUAGUAUUAUCUGGGCUUUUAUUAAAAGAAGAACAAGAAGAAGAAAAACAAGAAGAAGGAUUUUAGUUGGCAUGCACUCCAAGUACGGAAGUAAGCUGAAGUUUUCGAGACACUAACAGUCCAUAGUCUGACCUUAAUGCUUAAUCAAAACAGAACAAGAGCACCGGAAACACACGCAUAAUACGUCCGUGGAUCCAUCUAAUGAUGUUUUCUUUGUUUGACAUUUGAUAUUCUUCAAUAAGAUAAUAAUUGUCUCAAAAAUGGGUAUCAUAACCAUAAUCCGGAAGUUAGAUCCUUAUUGUCCAAAACACGUCAAAAAAUUCAAAAUCAAAUCAAUAUUGUCGUUGUUGUACUCCACAUUAACAUCCCUAUCAAAACUUAAAGACAAAAAUACAUAGUCU